CUCUAGGCGCCUUCUUUCUCUCCAUGAAUUUCUCCUCUUCAGACCCUCUACGUUGCUACUUCACACAUAUGCCCAGCUACAUGACCCUUUCACGUCCAUGUCCUUCUACAAUGGCUCCCUCACCUCUAUGAUCCGUUCCAGUUUCUCUCCACCCCCUCAGCUCUCUGACCCUCUAUACAGUUCCUCACUGAUACGCUUUCUCUGCAUCAUCUCCUCACCUCUACUACCCCUCCACAGCAUCUCCUCGUCGUCCUCAUCUCUGUAGCCAUCGGCAUCCUUUUUGUAGUCCCUUUGCCCUAGGCGCCAACUAGAGACCCUCUUCCGCUGCUCCUUCCCCUCACUGGGACGUCAACGCGGCGAGAGCGCCCUACACGACUCCUGCCAAGUCCCGAGCCCAAAGGAAUACCCGUCUCUCUCGUUCUCCGUGUCUUCACUCUGCCCUACUACUCUGAGCUCCUCCGUGGCGACCCCCGGCCCCGGGUGACCACUCUCGUCUCUUCCACUUCGCCAGCAGCGUGAGUCUCCGGCACACGCUACUCGCCUUGACCUCGGAAGCACAACUCCGUGACGUGAGUCGUCGUCCCGGCACCGGAAGUCUCGACGUUUAGUCCCGCCCUCUCUCGCCGCUUGGACUCCGCUGCCUCUUAGCACUAGCUAUGACUGCGCGCGGGACUCCGAGCCGCUUCUUGGCCAGUGUUCUCCACAACGGACUGGGUCGCUACGUGCAGCAGCUGCAGCGUCUGAGCUUCAGUGUCAGCCGUGACGGCCCCUCGUCUCGCGGCGCCAGGGAGUUCGUGGAACGGGAGGUGAUCGACUUCGCCCGACGGAACCCAGGGGUCGUAAUAUAUGUGAACUCGCGUCCGUGCUGCGUGCCCAGAAUAGUGGCGGAAUACCUUAACGGGGCUGUGCGCGAGGAGAGCAUCCACUGCAAGUCGGUCGAGGAGAUCUCGACGCUGGUGCAGAAGCUGGCCAACCAGUCGGGCUUGGAUGUGAUCCGCAUCCGCAAGCCCUUCCACACCGACAACCCUAGCAUCCAGGGCCAGUGGCACCCCUUUACCAACAAAUCGACCACGUUCCACGGGCGACGCCCCCGAGAGGUCCAGGAUCCUGCCUCAGCCCAGCUGCAAGCACAGUGAAGAGACACUGGCCUGAGACUGUCUUUAGCUGCACAGCAGAUCCUUCUGCCCGGCUGGCCCUACCCAGUAUCAGCUCAGUCAUCUGAACUUCCAUGGGGAAAUACCCAUUACCCUCCUGAACCCUUGUCAUCCGCCACUUGGCUGAAAGCUCCAGAGCUGGACCUCCCCACAGUGGAUCCUCUCUCAUCCUCAUUGACCUCUGCUCCAGCGCCUAUGCUGUCCCCAGUUCCCUGCCUCCCCAUGGUCCCUGCACUGACCACUGUGUGCUCAGCGUGAAGACUGCAUAGAAGUGUGUACGGCUUGAGGUAUCAGCAUCCAGACUGCAGACCCCACGCAGCGUCUCAUACAGUGGAAUAUGGCAGAUGAGACGGGCUUUCAGGAAGGAUGUCCACUUUUUCUACAGGAUCUUCUUCCCUCCCAGGUCUCCCUGGGGAGGUAGAGGCAUGGGAUAAGGGACCAGGGUCAGAGAUCCAGCCUCCAUACCCAUGCCCCGACGUCAGCCCUCUCCACCUUGCAGACGCGAGCCACACGGGCCACACGGUGGCUGCUGCGGCUCUGAGGGAAGCUGCCAGAGCCCUCCUCGGUGGCACGCUCCGUGAAGAAGUAAUAAACCUUGUCAUCGUCA
Messenger RNA from Callithrix jacchus (white-tufted-ear marmoset), 1761 nucleotides. Its product is annotated as large ribosomal subunit protein mL43. Gene Ontology annotation, molecular function: structural constituent of ribosome. Gene Ontology annotation, cellular component: mitochondrial large ribosomal subunit. Gene Ontology annotation, biological process: mitochondrial translation. NCBI's taxonomy places the organism in Eukaryota, Metazoa, Chordata, Mammalia, Primates, Cebidae. The record is from RefSeq and is a predicted model, not a curated record.